AUGGGCCCAAGUUAUGAUAGGUUUCGUGCUCUUACCAGUACAUUGAAAACCAACAUAACUAAAUUGGGCUUCCCCAGUCAGUCUCUUCACGCUGGCGUCGGUGGGCUUUCUCCUGGCUUAGGAUCUACCGAAGCUCUCGAAUCAAAUGCAGGGGAUUGUGACUUAAGCCAGACAGAAUCCAUUGAAGUUCUCGGUUCUGCUACCACUUUAGCUUCAAGAAAGAGGAAGCUACCAUCAUCCUGCUUGUCCACCUCUAUUGGUGUUCCUGGCAGCGGAGCGGCUGGUGGCACUUAUGUUAUGAGUGGGGAUGUCGAUAGUUUAGCUGAUGGUACUGAUGGUCUUAUUGCUGUUUCAGAGGGCACUACUCUAUGUGGUGUGAGUUCCUCUUCUGUUUCUUGCCCUUCCAUUGGCGGGUCUGGAGCUAAUUCAAACCUUGGCCAGAUAGUCAGCUCAGCUGGCCGUUCAACGCGCCGAAGCGCGGCUGCCGCUGGUACACUUGGCAAUACAAGUCAUUCAGGAGUUAUAACUCAUCAAAUUUUAUCCAGUGGGGGUGCCAUGAUAGUGGAUGAAGGAAAGGCUAAAUUAAAUUCCCUCGGUUUCCCCAUUGACCACCCUUUCAACAAAGAAGGCUAUAGGUAUGUUUUGAUAUAUUUCAUCCUUUCAUUUUCCCUAUUACUUACGCGAAUAAGAGCUUAUUAUAGUGAUACAACCUUGUCCAUUCUAUUGCAUAAGGCCUCAACUACUAACUUUCAAACUACUCUCCUAUGA
Messenger RNA from Protopolystoma xenopodis, 768 nucleotides. NCBI's taxonomy places the organism in Eukaryota, Metazoa, Platyhelminthes, Monogenea, Polystomatidea, Polystomatidae. The record is from the annotation of a GenBank genome assembly.